AUGUCGAUCACAGAACAUCAUAGAUGGAUUUCAUCCUUGGGGAAAGGAAAUAGUUGUUUAAGUGCAGACAAACUAGUUUCCUUAGAUAGGGAACAUGCACAGGAGCACAACAUUCGGAAUCGCUCUGUUUCUAUGCCAAUAUCAAGCGUGUUGGCACUUGCCGAUGUUGAGUAUGACAUUGAGAACAGAAGAUUUAGCUCUCCCGAUGCCUUGAUACCCCGAAAGACCAACUUUUCUCAUCAGACAAGACUAAGAAGUAUUCAGCUCAAGAAGUCAAAUCAUCGACAAAAGAGAAUAAGCAAAAAUAAUGAACAGUCAAAGACCUACAAAGUGGAGAAAGUCGUCCAUACGAACUUGGAUAUCAAAGAAAGCACCAAACUGAUUGAAGUGUAUGGAAGAUAUAAUGUUGGAAGAGCAAGCUUCAUGCAACUCUUGAAAUCAUACCAUCCCCUAGAUACUAGUGAUGAGAAAUGCAGCAGAAUUGUUUUGGAAGAAAAUGACACAAAGACUUGUCUGAUCUUCAAGGCUGUCGAGAUAUGUCGGGAAAAGACAAUAGAAGAUGACGAAGCAGACGUCUGUGUUGUGAUGUUCGCAGUGUCUGACAAAGCAUCCUUCCAGUACGCCAAAAUGUGCGUGCAGAGCAUACGAAGAACCCAUCGGGAAGAUGUGCCCAUAUUUCUUGUGGCGAACAAAUCGGACAUGAUUCGAUACCGCAAAGUAUCGACAAAUGAUGCCGUGAGGGUUGCCGACCUUCAUAAAUGCCAAUAUAUUGAAACAUCUUUGACUCUGAAUCACAAUGUAAAGGAAUUACUUCGAGGCAUUCUAAAAGUUCAAGUUGAGAUCUCAAAACCCAGAACACGCUUCCUGAGGCUUCGGCGAAUAGCCAAAGCGUUUCGGAAUAGGAUGAAGCGUACUUUCUUUAAGUAGUUGUAUAACUGUAGAACUAGUGCUGAAAUAAAGCAUUAUCAAACGUUUAUUUGCUUGUCAUUGUAAAUAAAUUGUUGUAUUAAUUAAUCUAUGAAGGUUCAUGUGUGGCGUGAUAAGUCAUUACUGAAUUACUGGUGCUUAUGUUCGCUUACUUAUGAAUGGAAGGUGAAGAUAACGAACAGUGC
Messenger RNA from Ostrea edulis (European flat oyster), 1112 nucleotides. RefSeq names its product GTP-binding protein GEM-like. The coding region runs from base 1 to 927 and encodes 308 amino acids. The transcript has 4 exons. Lineage: Eukaryota; Metazoa; Mollusca; Bivalvia; Ostreida; Ostreidae. Gene Ontology annotation, molecular function: GTPase activity; calcium channel regulator activity; GTP binding. Gene Ontology annotation, cellular component: plasma membrane. The record is from RefSeq and is a predicted model, not a curated record.